AAGAAGAGUUGGUUUAGGACAAGCUUGGCUGGUCAUGGAGAGAGGAAACAGCCAGUGGUACGACCAGGAUGCUGCAGACCGUCGUCGUGCAGGGGACGGGGCGAGGUAGGGCAUUUACUUGAGUAUGACUUUUCUCCCUCUGUGGACUGUGGAUUUAGCCACACGGCUUCCUUGACUCCAACCAGCGGUGCGUUCAGCAGGACGCGACGUUAUGGAAAGUUCAGAUAGAAAUAGGCUAUGUAGAACAAACAUGCCUCUGAUUUGUAGAAUAAGGAAUCACAUCAGCUCUAGUCAUUGCAUUUCUAUCUGCAACAUUCAACAACGUUUGGUUGCUGAACGUGGCCCAGGAUUAGUCAUGGCCUCCAUGUCUAACUCCAUUACCAGAGGGAGUGGAACCAUCUCCAGAUCAUGGCCUAUUGGCCUUGAGUCUUCCUGGUUCAUACAGCUAUACAUCUAUUAAUAGGGUUGGCUACACUUCCAGGAUUACACGCUAGUUUACUUGCUAGCUAGUUACAUUGGAGGUUGUCAUCUGGGCGGUGUGCUGCAGCUAAACGAAUAUAAGGGACAUCAUAUAAAUAUUUCUGUGGGGGGAAACGCUGUUGUAUGACAAUGUGAAUUACUUUAGUGGACUACAAUUUCCCUUAUACAACUUCUAGCAUGCAAGAAAUCGGUUGCUUGACUUUGUGUUAAUCCCUUGCAUUUCAUUGGCUGUUGCAUUUCGAAAAAUUGUAUUCUGUGAUUUGGGCCUCACUUGCUCCAUGUCACGUUUGGCUGCAGUACAGUGGAUUCAUUGAGACACUCCAGAAUUCUCGUCUCAAACCUGGCAGACAGGCAGCAAACCUCUCUCUCUCUCUUUUUUGGAAGGCCUCCACAACAAACAGUGUAGUCAGCAGUCCUGUAUGACUGGCUGCCAGCCAACGCUCAAAAAGCACAUGCUACAAAAUGUGUUACGUGGCAGGGCCUGCGAGUUCAACCGUCACCAUCUAAGCGUACACAUUCCGUACCACAGACAGGACCUGUUCGAUCAGAUUCUAUUGGCUUCCUCCUUUUCAUGAUCGGAAAAACACAAUGACAGGCACGAUCUAAUUGUCAGAGAUUCUUCAAUGAGGUGGAAAGGUUGAAAUGUAUGUUUUUACUGUAAUGGCUAUACAUAACAUGCUCUAUACCAGGGAUCAUCAACUAGAUUGAGCCGCUGGCUAUUUUAUUUUCUUGAGCAGAUGGUCGGGGAGCCCAAACAAAUAUAUUUGACUAAAACAUAAUCACUUCAAACCUUGCUUACAUUUGUAUACGAUCACAUGUCUAUUAUACGUGAGAAUAAUUGAACAGAUUUCCAAAAAUUCACUUGUAGCUGAUUUCCUAGUGUUUUUAGUCUUAUGUUCAAGAAUGAAAAUUCAACACUGUGCUACUAGUGCUGCUAGUUGGGGAACCCUGCUCUAUAUUUUAUAACUAGAUUAUCGGCAGCCUAAAGGGAAACCAUAAAGCGUUUUACCCUGUGCUCCUGGAACAGGGAGAAGCGUUUAACUAUUGGGAAGUUGUGCAGGUUAUUGUUUGCCAACUAGGUGAUUUGUCAGCCGGUGACGUAGCUGUCACAGGUUGUGUGAUGUAAGUAGUUUUCCAGUCAACUCAUUGUUUUAUUGCCCAUGACUUUUUAUUUAUUUAUUUAUUUAUACAACAUCUGAUAUAGCCUAGACCUAAUGGUUUUUGAAAGCACUGUGUGCCUGUGGUAUAAUUGGAAGUUCAUACAUUUAGUGAGUGGCAUAUUGGCAAUUGGUGACCGCUCAUGUAGCUAAGCCUAAGGAUAUAUGUCCUGAAGGAACCAAUGCAGGUAAAGUCUAGAGUAGACGGUGGUAGAUAGACAAUGCUGGUAUGCUGUGUCUGUCACCAACGGUUCUUUUUUGAUACCGGUUUUCUAAACAGGACUCACUUGGCAGGAAUAAGAGUUGCGUGUGUAUCAAGCGUGGGCGGCCGUCGAACAUAUUUUAUUAAAUCCCUUUUCGAGGAAAUGACAUCUAGUGUAAUGGGGGGUGGGGCGAUGAGAGUAAACCCAUCAGACCAAUUAUUUUGAAUGGUCAACUCUUGAACUAUUGCUCAACAUAUUUAUUUCCUCUUAAUGGUGUGUACAUUACUGUAUUUAUACUCGGCAUGUUGUUUUUCAACAGGAAAAGUUCCAAAAUAGCUGGAGUGUGUCUUUUUUACAAAGAACAGUGGAGGGUAAACAUUGAGUCAGUCGUUCACCUCGAGUCUGUUCUUCUGCCCAAACUUCUCUAUGGACAGCUACUAGUGAGUCUGACUGGGGUUCUCUUUUUGAGAACUUUUGAAUGAGUAUAUUCAUGUGCUACACAUCACGUGGUACUGUACUGUACUGUAGUAGACCCAUAGCCUAGGGAGUUGAAGCUCCACACUCGCUAGUCAAAGAGAAGGGCUUGAUGAGGUGCUUUUGAGCAGCUCUCUGACAUCACCACACACUUGAGGCCUUCGUGGACCCCUUCCGAAAUUGACCUGGGGCUUUCCCACCCGGUCCCGAUAUGCAUAAAUUAAUUUUCAAAAUAUAGAGACCCGUUUCAAACGGACCCGAGGACAACUAGACCCGUUCCGUAUAGAACUGGUUGGAUCCAGGUCUGAUCCGAGUGAGAGAAGUCCAUUUUUAAGCUACUUUAUUAAUCGGAGCUGAUAAAGCGUGAGGGAGAGGUAGAGAGAGGUGAUGCUUUAGCAGGGGCCAUGCUGUGUGUGUAGGCUACUGUGAGUGACACAAACCGGGAGAUCUAGACGAGGGACAACCACCAACCAAGCAGACCCUCUAUAGUAGACUAAUAGCUGCCAUAGCUAGGUUAUUUAUCACCAAUAUGAUUACGUAGUAAGUCUUGACAGCAUCAAACCAGGAGAAGCUAGCUAGGCUAAUCGAGGUAUGCACUUUCUCGUCUUACACAGUUACAAACAACAACCCAUUUUUAAUUCCAUCUUCCAUUGAUUUAGAUAUCUCCUAACUUUUGCCCCACACGGAUGCUCUAUGACUGGAGCUUAUUGCUGCUUUGACUUCUGAUUGGCCAACGACAAACUACACGCACCUUUCUCAUGAAAAGCAAGCGCAGCCGCAUAAACUAUUACAUUUCUCGCUCUACUGCAGCAGUAGUGUUUGGAUCUGUACCAGUCCUUCCGGACAAGUCCGUUAAAAUUACACACACCCGAGAACCGUGACAAUCAGAUCUGACCCAGAUCCGUGACAUUAUUAGAUGUCUUGAUCCGGACCUGCUCGGGUCUGGUUCGAGUCUCUGGUAUUCGGGUACGGGUGGAUCCGUAAAGACCUCUCACACACCUCCCUAUGGUUUCUCAUACUUUCCCUGAACUGGAUGUUUUCAAGCUAAACAAGAUCCACAGGCUAGCCUAUAUAAAAAGGAUCCAUAGGUCAUUCAUUUCCACUCUGAGCUAGUGGAACCUUUUUUUAAAGUACGGGAAGGGCUUGUUUUACAUGUCCCCACCUGUGCAUUACGCCACUAAGAGCAGGAGGCGUGGGCCCUUAGGCUGACGUCACCCACUGCGAAGUGUCACACCAUUUUCAACACAAAGCCACUUCCUUUAGGUAAUAGAAAAAAUGCUUUCACUUGAAGGAGGUGGCCAGACUGAACUGGUUCAGAAGUCACUCAGAAAAACCAUUCCAUCAUAGCAGGAAGACUUUUUUUAUUUUCUUUUACCAUUUGUUUUAGUUGUGUGUGUUGUUUUUGACUGACGGCAAAUGAUGGAUUGAAGUCAGUGGAUCUACAGUGCGUUUCUAUUCUGAUAAGGAGGUCUUGCUAUGAAUAGGUAUAUGAGUUUUCGGUCAUCUGGGAGACUGCGUCUGAACGGGUAAGACUUUAGACGGCAGUUUGUGCUAAUUUGGUUGUAAAAUACUCUUCAGGCAAAUUAUUUGGACUGCUGCAUAGACAUUCACGUUUCAGGUUGAGACCUGUUUUGUCAUGUUGCGUAGAGCUUUGUCUAGUGUGUUGUAGCCUAAAUUCAUUCAUUUCAAUUUUAUGUUCCAUUUCUGUCCUGUGAAAAGAAUAUCAACUCUGUCUAUGAUAUACUUUUGUAUCUCCUUCAUUGGAUUAGACUUGAGCUAGCGUACAUUUUGAAAUGGAAUUGAUUGGAGAUGUUUACUGCACUCAUAUGGCCUAUAUGGGUGAUUUUCACAACUGGCACUUGACAAAAAGUUGACAAAGAAAUAUAUAUAAUUCCUUUUGGGUCACUAAGAUUAGGAUCUGUAUUUGUCUAUUUAAUAAUGUUUAUUGAUUAGAUAUUAGGCAUUUUACCACAAUUUCCACAACUACCAACGCAAAAGUUUUCAUUCUCAUAUUUUACAUUGCUCACCUAAUGAAAAGACUGAAAACUAAUAGAUUUAAAAUUAAAUUAUUAAUGUAGUUAUUACCAUAAGGUUUUGCAUUUAGGCCAAAAAUGUUAUUCCUUUUGGCGUGUUUUCUUGCAAUAUAACUUUAGUGCCUUGUUGCAUACAGGAUGCGUGUUUUAGAAUAUUAGUAUUCUUUGUUCUUCUUUUCACGCUGUCAUUUAGGUCAUUAUUGUGGAGAAACUACAAUUUGUUCCAUCUUCAGUUUUCUCACGUCACAGCCAAUGAACUCUGUAGCUGUUUUAAAAUGACUAAUGACCUUAUGGUGACAUCUCUGAGCAAUUUCCUUCCUGUCCUGCAGAACAGUUCAGAAGACUGUCUGGGUGGGUUAAUAAAUCAUCCACAGCUUGACCAUGCUUAGAGAUAUUCAAUGUCUGAUUUUUGUUAUUCUUACAAAUCACUGCCCUUCUUUGAGGCUUUUGAAAAGCUUCCUGGUCUUUUGUAGUUGAAUCUGUGCUUCAAUACUUGACUGAGGGACCGUAUGUAUGUAUGUAUGUGUGUGUGUGUGUGUGUGUGUGUGUGUGUGUGUGUACUCAUUAAAAAUCAUGUUAACCCCUAUUAUUUCACACAGUGAUUCCAUGUAACUUAUUAUGUGAUUUGUUAAACCACAUUUUACUCCUCAACUAAUUUAGGCUUGCCUAAACGAAGGAUGUGAAUACUUAUGCAAUUACUAUUUUAGUUAAUUUUUAUUAAUUUGUAAACAUUAAAUCCAUUUCAAUCCCACUUCGUAACGCAACAAAAUGUGAAAAAAAUCCAAAGGAGGUGAAUACUUAUGGUACCCACUGUACAUGGUGUUCAUACAGUGAAUACUUGAUACCCACUGUAAAUGGGGUUUAUACAGUGAAUACUUGAUACCCACUGUAAAUGGGGUUUAUACACCCAUAUUUCUUGACAACCCCUACUUUAUCAAAUAACAGAUUUUUUUUAAACAAAAACUCUAUAAAGAAAAUUGUAUUUAUUAGGGAUCCCCAUUAGCUGUUGCCAAGGCAGCAGCUACUCUUCCUGGGGACCAAACAUAUUAAAGCACUUACAUUACAUAUAAAACAAAAUAUAACAUUAUUACACCACUACAUAUCUACAAUACAAAUGUUUUAAUACCACCAUACAACAAUAUGCAUGUGUCUGUACGUUUUUGUGUGUCUCUUCACAGUCCCCGUUGUUCCAUAAGGUGUAUUUUAUGUAUUUAUUUUUAAUCUGAUUCUACUGCUUGCAUCAGUUACCUGAUGUGGAAUAGAGCUCCAUGUAGUCAUGGCUCUAUGUAGUACUGUGCGCCUCCCAUAGUCUGUUCUGAAAUUGGGGACUGUGAAGAGACCUCUGGUGGCAUGUCUUGUGGGGUAUGCAUGGGUGUCGGAGCUGUGUGCUAGUAUUUUAAACAGACAGCUCGGUACAUUCAGCUUGUCAACACCUCUUACAAAAACAAGUAGUGAUGAAGUCAAUCUCUCUUCCACUUUGAGCCAUGAGAGAUUGACAUGCCUGUCAUUAAUGUUAGCUCUCCGUGUACAUUUAAGGGCCAGCCAUGCUACCCUGUUCUGGACCCUCUUUGUGGCACCUGACCACACUACUGAACAGUAGUCUAGGCGUGACAAAACUAGGGCCUGUAGGACCUGCCUUGUUGAUAGUGUUGUUAAGAAGGCAGAUUUAUGGACAGACUUCUCCCCAUCUUAGUUACUGUUGAGCUAAACCACUUCUAUGCUCGCUUCGAGGCAAGCAACACUGAAGCAUGCAUGAGAGCACCAGCUGUUCCGGAUGACUAUGUGAUCACGCUCUCCGUAGCCGAUGUGAGUAAGACUUUUAAGCAGGUCAACAUUCACAAGGCCGCAGGGCCAGACGGAUUACCAGGACGUGUACUCCGAGCAUGUGCUGACCAACGGGCAAGUGUCUUCACUGACAUUUUCAACAUGUCCCUGACUGAGUCUGUAAUACCAACAUGUUUCAAGCAGACCACCAUAGUCCCCGUGCCCAAGGACUCUAAGAUAACCUGCCUAAAUGACUACCGACCCGUAGCACUGACGUCUGUAGCCAUGAAGUGCUUUGAAAGGCUGGUCAUGGCUCACAUCAACAUCAUUAUCCCAGAAACCCUAGACCCACUCCAAUUUGCAUACCGCCCCAACAGAUCCACAGAUGAUGCAAUCUCUAUUGCUCUCCACACUGCCCUUUCCCACCUGGACAAGAGGAACACCUACGUGAGAAUGCUAUUCAUUGACUACAGCUCAGCAUUCAACACAGCUCAGCAUUCAACACCAUAGUGCCCUCUAAGCUCAUCACUAAGCUAAGGAUCCUGGGACUAAACACCUCCCUCUGCAACUGGAUCCUGGACUUCCUGAUGGGCCGCCCCCAGGUGGUAAGGGUAGGUAACAACACAUCUGCCACACUGAUCCUCAACACGGGGGCCCCUCAGGGGUGCGUGCUCAGUCCCUUCCUGUACUCUCUGUUCACCCAUGACUGCAUGGCCAGGCACGACUCCAACACCAUCAUUAAGUUUGCCGACGACACAACAGUGGUAGGCCUGAUCACCGACAACGAUGAGACAGCCUAUAGGGAGGAGGUCAGAGACCUGGCCGUGUGGUGCCAGGACAACAACCUCUCCCUCAACAUGACCAAGACAAAGGAGAUGAUUGUGGACUACAGGAAAAAAAAGAGGACUGAGCACGCCCCCAUUCUCAUCGACGGGGCUGUAGUGGAACAGGUUGAGAGCUUCAAGUUCCUUGGUGUCCACAUCACCAACGAACUAUCAUGGUCCAAACACACCAAGACAGUCGUGAAGAGGGCACGACAAAGCCUAUUCCCCCUCAGGAGACUGAAAAGAUUUGGCAUGGGUCCUCAGAUUCCUCAAAAAAUUAUACAGCUGCACCAUCGAGAGCAUCCUGACUGGUUGCAUCACCGCCUGGUAUGGCAACUGCUUGGCCUCCGACCGCAAGGCACUACAGAGGGUAGUGCGUACGGCCCAGUACAUCACUGGGGCCAAGCUUCCUGCCAUCCAGGACCUCUAUACCAGGCGGUGUCAGAGGAAGGCCCUCAAAAUUGUCAAAGGCUCCAGCCACCCUAGUCAUAGACUGUUCUCCCUGCUACCGCACUGCAAGCGGUACCGGAGUGCCAAGUCUAGGUCCAAAAGACUUCUCAACAGCUUCUACCCCCAAGCCAUAAGACUCCUGAACAGCUAAUCAUGGCUACCCGGACUAUUUGCACUGCCCCCCCACCCCAUCCUUUUUACGCUGCUGCUACUCUGUUAAUUAUUUAUGCAUAGUCACUUUAACUCUACCCACAUGUACAUAUUACUUCAACUAUCUCAACUAGCCGGUGCCCCCGCACAUUGACUCUGCACCGGUACCCCCCUGUAUAUAUAGCCUCCCUACUGUUAUUUUAUUUUACUUCUGCUCUUUUUUUCUCAACACUUUUUUAGUUGUUUUAUUUUUACUUUUUUUGUUAAAAAUAAAUGCACUGUUGGUUAAGGGCUGUAAGUAAGCAUUUCACUGUAAUGUCUGCACCUGUUGUAUUCGGCGCAUGUGACCAAUAUAAUUUGAUUUGUUGUAUCAAAAUGUUUUGACCAUGACAGUUUACAAUCCAUGUUUGCUCCAAGCAGUUUAGUCACCUCUACUUGCUCAAUUUCCACAUUAUUCACUACGAGAUGUAGUUGAGGUUUAGGGUUUAGUGAAUGAUUUGUCCCAAAUACAAUGCUUUUAGUUUUGGAAAUAUUUAGGACUAACUUAUUUUUUGCUACCCAUCCCGAAACUAACUGCAGCUCUUUAAGUGUUGCAGUUAUUUCAGUUGCUGUAGUAGCUGACGUGUAUAGUGUUGAGUCAUCUGCAUACAUACACACUGGCUUUACUCAAAGCAUGUCGUUAGUAAUGAUGGGAAAAAAGUAAGGGGCCUAGACAGCUACCCUGGGGAAUUCCUGAUUCUACCUGGAUUAUGUUGGAAAGGCUUCCAUUAAAGAACACCCUCUGUGUUCUGUUAGACAAAUAACUCUUUAUCCACAAUAUAGCAGGGGCUGUAAAGCCAUAACACAUACGUUUUUCCAGCAGCAGACUAUGAUCGAUAAUGUCAAAAGUUGCACUGAAGUCUAACAAGACAGCCCCCACAAUAAUCAUCAUCAAUUUAUCUCAGCCAAUCAUCAGUCAUUUGUGUAAGUGCUGUGCUUGUUGAAUGUCCUUCCUUUAUAAGCAUGCUGAAAGUAUGUAAGUUUGUUUACUGUGACAUAGCAUUGUCUCUGGUCAAACACCAUUUUUUCCAGAAGUUUACUAAGGGUUGGUAACGGGCUGAUUGGUCGACUAUUUGAGCCAGUAAAGGGGGCUUUACUAUUCUUCGGUAGUGGAAUGACUUUAGCUUCCCUCCAAGCCUGAGGGCACACACUUUCUAGUAGGAUUAAAUUGAAGAUGUGGCAAAUAGGAGUGGCAAUAUCGUCCGCUAUUAUCCUCAGUAAUUUUCCAUCCAGAUUGUCAGACCCCGGUGGCUUGUCAUUGUUGAUAGACAACAAUUUUUUUCACCUCUUCCAAACUGAUUUUACGGAAUUCAAAAGUACAAUUCUUGUCUUUUCAUAAUUUGGUCAGAUAUACUUGGAUGUGUAGUGUCAACGUUUGUUGCUGGCAUGCCUAUCCUAAGUUUGCUAAUCUUGCCAAUGAAAAAAUAAUUAAAGUAGUUGGCAUUAUCAGUUGGUUUUGUGAUGAAUGAGCCAUCUGAUUCAAUGAAUGAUGGAGCUGAGUUGUCGUUUUUUCCCCCAAAAUGUCAUUUAAGGUGCUCUAAAGCUUUUACUAUCAUUCUUUAUAUAAUUUAUUUUUAGUUUAGUCACAUGAUUUCUUAAUUUGCAGUACAUUUGCCAAUCAGUUGGGCUGCCAGACUUAUUUGCCAUACCUUUUGCCUCAUCCCUAUCAACCAUAAACAUUUUCAACUCCUCAUCAAUCCAAGGGGAUUUAACAGUUUUUAGUGAUUUUCUUAAUGGGUGCAUGCUUAUUAGUAACUGGAAUAAAUGUGUCUGGUUGCUCCUCAUUACACACCACAGACCAGCAAAUAUGAUUUACUUCAUCAACAAAUGAAUCACUACAAAACUUAUUGUAUGACCUCUUAUACACUAUAUUAGGCCCAGCCUUUGGAACUUUGGUUUUCCUAGAUAUGGCUGCUAUAUUGUGAUCACUACAUCCUAUUGAUUUGGAUACUGCUUUAAAGCACAUUUCUGCAGCAUUAGUAAAGAGGUGCUCAAUACAUGUUGAUUUAAUUCCUGUGCUUUUUGUAAAUACCCUGGUAGGUUGACUGACAACCUGAACCAGGUUGCAGGCACUGGUUACAGUUUGAAGUUUUUUCUUGAGUGGGCAGCUUGAGAGCCAGUCCAAUAUUUAAAUCACCCAGGAAAUAUACUUCUCUGUUGAUAUCACAUACAUUUAUCAUGCAUUUUCACAGAUGUUAUCCAGUUACUGACUGUUAGCACUUGGUGGUCUAUAGCAGCUUCCCACCAGAAUGGGCUUUAGGUGAGGCAGAUGAACCUGUAGCCAUAUUACUUCAACAGUAUUUAACAUGAGAUCCUCUCUAAGCUUUACAGGAAUGUGGUUCUGAAUAUAGACCGCAACACCGCCCCUGUUGGCAUUUGUCUUUUCGGGUAGAUGUUAUAACCAUGUAUUGCUACCACUGUAUCAUCAAAGGUAUUAUCCAAGUGAGUUUCAGAGAUAGUCAGAAUAUAAAUGUCAUCUGUUACAAGCAAGUUAUUGACUUCAUGGACCUUGUUUCUCAGGCUGCAUAUGUUUAAUAUGGGCUAUUUCUAGCACUUUUCUGGGUUGCUUGAUUUGAUUUUAAUGCUUUACUGGGAAGCUUAUCAGAAGUAGACUUGCUCAUGUAAUUUAUAUUGGCGCUGAUAGUGCAGGGUGAGCUGCACACAAUGGUCUUCCUACUAAGGCACACUGCCUCAGUGCUAACAGUGUAACUCUGGUUCAUAGGCUCAUAAUAAUAAUAAUAAUAUGCCAUUUAGCAGACGCUUUUAUCCAAAGCGACUUACAGUCAUGCGUGCAUACCUUUUUUAUGCGUAUGGGUGGUCCCGGGGAUCGACCCACUACCUUGGCGUUACAAGCGCCGUGCUCUACCAGCUGAGCUACAGAGGACCUCAUGAUUACUGCAUACAGUAGCUUUAGGAUCAACAGAGGUAUUCAGGGCAAUGGGUGUAAGCAGUGGUCCUAGUCAAUAAUUAGUUACCAGCACCGUACACCCAUUGACUAUACUUUAGAAUUAGCUUAUUAUCAUUACCAAGAUUAAGGUUCUACUUGCCGAAACUGACCUAAAAAUGUAUUUUGGUAAUGAGGCCCUUCAAUCUGCAAGUAAUAGGAGACAGCCAUUAUGAGUCAGCAAACAAUUGACCCAAUCACUAAAGGCCAUUCAUGCCUCCAUGUUGGUAAGUUAAUGGUACUUUUUUCCCAAUUUUACUUUUUAGUAAUUUCGGUAAUGAGAAGGUAAAGGGGGUAUUUGAGAACCUCAUUCUGAAGGCAUAUAAGUGAAGAAAUUAAAUUAACUUUUGCUCAUCGAAGGACUACUCCUAGAUUGAUGCACCAUGGGUGAAUAAAACUUUAUUGAAAAAAUGAUUGGAGUUUUUUUACAGCAACUUUAAAAAGUGUUAUGUUAAUUAGAAACAUGUCCACAGACUCUUUACGUAAUAAAUAUUAGUUUUAAUGUAAACUUCAACUAUUUUAACAUCUGAUUUAUGCACAAACUACAGCAACCUAUUGGCCCUCAUUUACAUAUUUGUAGAUAACCCCACCCACCUUUAGGCUGGCUGUAACUUUCCACAGUAUGGAAUUUCUUAUCUUUAACAGUUUCUAGCCUCCCUUCCCUGUUAGUGGUUUCAUAAGUUGCUGUCUUCUAUCUUGUCUGAAAAGGUUAGUCACACAUAUUUAAUGGAUUAUUGUCUUAUAAUUCUAACCCAGUUCACACAGUUAUACAGUAUCGGGGUGGAAUAUUUUUGUCAUUACAUUAAACAUACAAAUUCAUCUCUCUCUUUAGCCCCUCAAACAUCGGUGGCUUAAGAUUGAUGGAAAAUAGGUUGAUCUGUUUUGCUCUGUCACUGAACCCUUCUGGUCCUGUCUUCAGCUACCAGGUGGAGAGUGGGGGAUUGUCUGUGAAGAAGGCAAGUAAGAGCAAGACUGUGGAGAAGACCAGGAAAGCCCUGAGUCUGGAGGAGGCCCAACUGGAGCUGCUGCAGCAGAGCAGAACUCUCACCAGACAAGCCCCGGUCAGGUAACUACACUGACACUGUGCAACCAUGUAGACUCAAGACUUGGGCCUUUUUCAUAGUCGCAUAAACAUACCUGUUUGUUUUCUCUUUUAAAGCUAAGGCCUCUGUGUGACUGUUGGUCUGUCAGGAACCUGCUAAAGCCACAGACUUCACAAGUAACGUCAUGCUGAUGAUCUCUGUCUUCCACAGGUCUCAGACGUUCGAUGUGGACAGACGGUUGGAGAGGACUGUAAGCAUCGGUUUACAAAGUGUACGUUCACCACUGACUUUUUGACACUGUUUAUGGUUGGGAUGGCUACAAUCCGCUGCUUUACUUUAUCAAGUUUUCAAGACUUCUCAGUAACAUGGUUGAUUUAGUAAUGCUUUUCCUCUUCUGUUCUACAGAGUUUUAUAAAGCACAACAAAACAUUCCACAAGCUGUUUCCUGACAUUCCAGAGAGUGAAGACUUGCUACAUGGUAAGUGAAGUUUUGAAUAUUCUCUGUGGCCAAAGGUGGCUCUCCAAACGAAAUGUGACCCUUGUGCCAAAUAGUCAUGUCAUGGAAACGGCUAGUCAUGCUUCUCACAAAGUCAUAAUCGCAAAAACCAUGAGCGGUGACUUAAAAAAAAAAAAAACUAAUCGUUCAAACGAUGGCAUGGUUAGGCUAAGCUGCGGCAAGGGUUGCCAUAGUAACUGACAAUGGUGCACGUUAAUCUGGCAGUCAUUUUGGCCUAUACCCACGCUGACCGACAGCGCUUGCUGUGUCGUCAUGCUGCCAGGACUUCUGUAACUAACGCUCCCAUGUCCUCCCUCUCUCCCACAGCGUACAUCUGUGCCCUGCAGAAGGAAGUACUCUACCACGGCAGGCUCUAUGUCACCAAACAUCACGCGUGCUUCCACUCCUCCGUGCUGCUCAAGGACACCAAGGUAAGUGACCCUUGACCCUGAAUGGGCGACCCUGACCCUUGAUUGUUUGUCUGUAUAAUAGUUUUUUACAUGGCAUAGCAGUAGGCUGUUCUGUAUGGAAAAUGGACUAGGCUUUUCAGUUAAACAACAUUGUUUUGAAGUUUGUCCUAUUUGUAAAUGGACAGUUUGGCAGUCCUAUUACUAGCUAAUGGAGAAAUGUAUACAUAUCCCCCAGCUUUCUUACCCAAUGACGUGUUCAUGUUUAACACAGUUUUAUUUAUAUACUGAACAAAAAUAUAAACACAACAUGGAACAAUUUCAAAGAUUUUACUGAGUUACAGUUCAUAUAAGGAAAUCCGUCAAUUUAAAUAAAUAUAUUAGGCCCUAACCUAUGGAUUUCACAUGACUGGGAAUACAGAUAUGCAUCUGUUUGCCAGAUACCUUAAGAACAAUGGGCCUCAGGAUCUCCUCACGAUAUUUCUGUGCAUUCAAAUGGCCGUUGAUAAAAUGCAAUUGUUCUUUUUUUCAUGAAAUAAAAGCCCAAAAGGCAUUUGACUUAGUGCGUUGUGCCGGUUACUGUAUCAAGUGAUGGUCUGUUGCUCCUCUGUCGGUUUCUACAGUUGGUGAUCCCUGUGACCAGCGUGCAAAUUCUGAAGAAGCAGAACACUGCCCUACUGUUGCCCAACGCCCUGUCUAUCCGCACCGAGGGAGAAAAGGUCAGAGGUCACUUCCUCAGCUGUCCCAUUGGCACAGUGCAUAGUCCACCAUUAGACUCUGCCACCUUAAUCUGAUGAUUAGAUCUAUACUGGUGGUUUUAAUAUCAAUCUUUAAUAGAGGGCUGUCUAAGUCAUCAGACAAGUUACGUAACACACAUUGACCUCUGAUGGAUGACAUGUAAGAUUUUAAUCUGAUUAAUGACUGGCUUAUUUAACAUAAUGUUCAUUUUGAAGGUGAAUGGUUGCAUCCUUGCAUGUUCCAGGGCAUACAAGGGCAUCCAGGCUAAAAUGUCUCUCUCCUGUGUGUUUUCAGUACCUGUUUGUGUCUUUGCGGAACCGAGAGGCGUGUUACAAGCUCCUGCGGUCCGUGUGUCCUCAACUGAAGGAUGGAAGUGCUAACAGCAGCCCUGUAUUCUCCUCUGCUGAGAAUAGUUUUGAUCAGGACAAGCUGGUGGUAAGUUAUAAUCUUCAAGUUCAUAAAGAUGUCAUUUUAUAAAGUUUAAAGUCAGCCUAAUGGAUUUACCUGAACGACAGUACUGCAGAUACUACAGAGGUCCUUCGUAACUCACCGAUACUUCCUCAUAUUCCACUGUAGCUGUUUUGGGCUCUGUUUUUGAAGCUGGUUUUAACCCACUGUCUCUCACCAUGUCCCUCUCUCAUAGAACUCCAGUCAGUCCAGUCUAGAGGACAGUUUUGACCAGCUGGAUGGGUCAGACCCCAAGCUCUUUCUUGACUCACCCACACCAAAUAAAGGUGAGUAAGCCUAACUGGAAGACCAGAGUGGUAUUUUACGAAGCAGGUUUGAGGAGAUAUUUAUUUGUAUAUAUAGAUAACUUUGGUCAGCUCUGAGUUCAACUCGGUAUAACAGGUCAUACGAAAGUGGGUCACGUUUUAACCAGGUACAUUUCUAUGGCAAAGAAUCCCUCAGCACUAACCUGCUCCGGGGCGGGCGAACUCCAUUUACCCUGAAUGAAGUGUCUGAGCCACGAGUUGAGGACCAAUGAAAUCAGAUUCCCUCCCUCUCGCAAUUUUGUAUGACUUAAUACAAUAUAAUAUUUUGUCGAUAGGAGUGGGGGAAAAGGUGCUUGUUGUUGUACGUUGAUAAACACACAAGUCGGCAUUAACCAUAAGUAAUAAAAUAAAGACUGCACUUCUAAAAGCCUUUUUCACACAAUAGCCUGCUGAAACGGCAAUAACUUUUCUUUCAUUUUGAUUUCGGCACAAAUUAAAAUGUGACACUGACUCGCCCAUGGAUUGAUGUUUCAGCAUUGUCUCAAUGAGGAGUUGUGUGACAUGCGUGCACAGUUACAAGCCUGCUAGAUUUAGUGGCAGGCGGAUGAGGAAUAUCCACCGUCGUAGUACAGAUGAAGCCUGAGCUGGAAUGUGAAGCUAACUGAAGCUGGUUAGCUUUAGAAAAUCCUGAGUAGAUCUGGCUUGCUUCGUAGGAUACCCCUGUGGCCAGUAAUGGCCUGUUUCCCUUGAGCAUGCUUUUUAGUCUAGGACUAGGUUUAAUGUUACGCACAAUGUUCAACCUCUCCUACAGGUCCUAAUGUGUAGACUGAUAAAGUUUUAGUUGGCUACAUGUGAGCGUUAUCUGUUGUGUACAUACCUGACCUCCAUAUGCAAAGUCCAAGGUUAUGUUUUUUUCUCCCCUUUCCUCUUCAGACCUUGUGCCUCAAGAGAGCAGAUCCACCCUUAGGAGCAUAAACGCACAGCAGAGAGACGGCUCCUCAGAGGACCUCUCAGGUAAACACACACACAACGUAGGCCUAUGUUUCCAGCUGGCUCCUUUUCUCAUGCAAACAGAAAUACACGUGACUUUACAAAAGCUUUCACGCAGCGAGCCACUGACAAGCCAGUUAUUUCAGUUAGUCGUGUGUGUGUGUGCCAAAGUGGGAUUUAUUUUAUUUGGCGAUUUAAAAAAUACAAAUAAAUGCAUACAAAGCCGUCCUGGCUAGAGAUGACAUACAGGUGCUAACCAAGUGUUCCGUCUCUCCCGGGUCAGGUGGCUCGUGGGUGUGGAGUGUGGUGGAAAAAGCCAGCUCCCUUCUCAUCCAGAGAGACGCCGGCAGCCUCAACACUCUCCUCUUCAUAUACCUAAUACUGUAAGUGACCUCUAAAUAACCUUUAACCUGUAAGUGACCUCUAACAUCUUUACUAUACACGUAGUCUAUUCUGUGUUUGUUCAGUUCAAUCAAUCAAUCAAUCAAUCAAUCAAUUUUAUUUUAUAUAGCCCUUCUUACAUCAGCUAAUAUCUCGAAGUGCUGUACAGAAACCCAGCCUAAAACCCCAAACAGCUAGUAAUGCAGGUGUAGAAGCACGGUGGCUAGGAAAAACUCCCUAGAAAGGCGAAAACCUAGAGAGGAACCAGGCUAUGAGGGGUGGCCAGUCCUCUUCUGGCUGUGCCGGGUGGAGAUUAUAACAGAACCAUGCCAAGAUGUUCAAAAAUGUUCAUAAGUGACAAGCAUGGUCAAAUAAUAAUCAGGAAUAAAUCUCAGUUGGCUUUUCAUAGCCGAUCAUUAAGAGUUGAAAACAGCAGGUCUGGGACAGGUAGGGGUUCCAUAACCGCAGGCAGAACAGUUUAAACUGGAAUAGCAGCAAGGCCAGGCGGACUGGGGACAGCAAGGAGUCACCACGGCCGGUAGUCCCGACGUAUGGUCCUAGGGCUCAGGUCUCUCAGUUGGCUUUUCAUAGCCGAUCAUUAAGAGUUGAAAACAGCAGGUCUGGGACAGGUAGGGGUUUCGUAGCCGCAGGCAGAACAGUUGAAACUGGAAUAGCAGCAAGGCCAGGCGGACUGGGGACAGCAAGGUGUCAUCAUGCCCGGUAGUCCUGACGUAUGGUCCUAGGGCUCAGGUUCUCAGAGAGAAAGAGAGAACGAGAGAAUUAGAGAGAGCAUACUUAAAUUCACACAGGACACUGGAUAAGACAGGAGAAGUACUCCAGGUAUAACCAACUAACCAACUAACCCCAGCCCCCCGACACAUAAACUACUGCAGCAUAAAUACUGGAGGCUGAGACAGGAGCGGUCCGGAGACACUGUGGCCCCAUCCGAAGAAACCCCCGGACAGGGCCAAACAGGAAGGAUAUAACCCCACCCACUCCGCCAAAGCACAGCCCCCGCACCACUAGAGGGAUAUCCCCAACCACCAACUUACAAUCCUGAGACAAGGCCGAGUAUAGCCCACAGAGGUCUCCACCACAGCACAAACCAAGGGGGGGGCGCCAACCCAGACAGGAAGAUCACGUCAGUAACUCAACCCACUCAAGUGACGCACCCCUCCCAGGGACGGCAUGAAAGAGCACCAGCAAGCCAGUGACUCAGCCCCUGCAACAGGGUUAGAGGCAGAGAACCCCAGUGGAGAGGGGAACCGGCCUGGCAGAGACAGCAAGGGCUGUUCGUUGCUCCAGCCUUUCCGUUCACCUUCACACUCCUGGGCCAGACUACACUCAAUCAUAUGACCUACUGAAGAGAUAAGUCUUCAGUAAAGACUUAAAGGUUGAGACUGAGUCUGCGUCUCUCACAUGGGUAGGCAGACUGUUCCAUAAAAAUGGAGAUCUAUAGGAGAAAGCCCUGCCUCCCGCUGUUUGCUUAGAAAUUCUAGGGACAAUUAGGAGGCCUGCGUCUUGUGACCGUAGCGUACGUAUUGGUAUGUACGGCAGGACCAACUCGGAAAGAUAGGUAGGAGCAAGCCCAUGUAACGCUUUAUAGGUUAACAGUAAAACCUUGAAAUCAGCCCUUGCCUUAACAGGAAGCCAGUGUAGGGAAGCUAGCACUGGAGUAAUAUGAUCAAAUUUCUUGGUUCUAGUCAGGAUUCUAGCAGCCGUAUUUAGCACUAACUGAAGUUUAUUUAGUGCUUUAUCCGGGUAGCCGGAAAAUAGAGCAUUGCAGUAGUCUAACCUAGAAGUAACAAAUGCAUGGAUUAAUUUUUCUGCAUCAUUUUUGGACAGAAAAUUUCUGAUUUUUGCAAUGUUACGUAGAUGGAAAAAAGCUGUCCUUGAAACAGUCUUGAUAUGUUCGUCAAAAGAGAGAUCAGGGUCAAGAGUAACGCCUAGGUCCUUCACAGUUUUAUUUGAGACGACUUUACAACCAUCAAGAUUAAUUGUCAGAUUUAACAGAAGAUCUCUUUGUUUCUUGGGACCUAGAACAAGCAUCUCUGUUUUGUCCGAGUUUAAAAGUAAAACGUUUUCAGCCAUCCACUUCCUUAUGUCUGAAACACAGGCUUCUAGCGAGGGCAAUUUUGGGGCUUCACCAUGCUUCAUUGAAAUGUACAGCUGUGUGUCAUCCGCAUAGCAGUGAAAGUUAACAUUAUGUUUUCGAAUAACAUCCCCAAGAGGUAAAAUAUAUAGUGAAAACAAUAGUGGUCCUAAAACGGAACCUUGAGGAACACCGAAAUGUCCCAGUUGAAUGGCAUUCGUGGGUGUAUAAACUUGAGGGCCUCUCGUUUCACAGAACACGUUUCUAGGCAUAUACUCUGCAGGCAUGGUAACCAAUAUGUUCCUAACAGCAUUUGCAUACAUGUGCUUAGUGACGUGAUAAAAUGACGACAUGAGGGAAAGCUAUGCCACUGGUUAAAGAUGCACUAUGUGGAAAUCACUCCGCCAUUUCCUAAUUGCUAAAAUCCUAAUAGUUCCCCUCAUUUCAGUUUGUGACAAAACAAGCAAGUAUAGUGUAGAGAAUCAUUGUACCAUCUAAACCGCUGUGAAAUAUAUUUUCCAUAACCAUAGAUAUUGUAUUUUCAGCUGUUUUAUAAGCUGGUGUACACAACCGAAAGUAAAAGAUGCAAAAAUGAAACUUAAAAAAAAGGGGAAGCAUAGAAAUAGUGCAUAUAGAACAGAUCUACCGCUUCUUAGACUGGCUUUCAAUGAGAAUGACAGAACUAUAACUCACAUUUCUGCGAAUUGUCGGGUCGCCCCAAAAAGUUAGAUAUUGCAGCUUUGCGUAACGGUUCUGACCUGUUUGAGUACAGAAGGCCCUGCAGCGUCAUAUCUAGAUGAUCUAGGACUACCUGCUGUGUUUAACCAUUGGAAUGUGCUCUUUGAAGUCUAUAUAUGACAUUUAGCAGACGCUCUUAUCCAAAGCGACUUAGUCAUGCGUGCAUACAUUUUACAUAAGGGUGGUCCCGGGAAUCGACACACGUACUACCCUAGCGUUACAAGUGCCAUGCUCUACCAACUGAGCUACAAAGGACCACGCGAUGACAUUUUAGAUUUAGAGGAAACUAAUUUUGCAUGACCUAUGUCUACUUUGAAUGAUGUGAAAUGAAGCUGUGUGAGAAGUGUAUUGGGGAGCGUGACUUUAACAUUCUGUGUGGGUGUGUUUUAGGGUGGUACUGCUGCUGCUGUCGUCGGGGUACAUCGGCCUCCGCAUCGUGGCUCUGGAGGAACAGCUGACCUCUCUGGGCGCCCUCCCUGAAUUCUCCUCACAGAGUGGGUAAGACGACCCCACCCAACCACACAGCAACCAUACCACAACCUCCCACAUAACACAACCACACCACAACCUCCACAUACCACAACCACAAUACAAUCACUGUACAACAAGCAACCUUUUAUAUAUGAAUGUAAGCAUAACUAUUUUCAUUGCCUGGCGCCAGAUUCUGAUCGGCUUUAGCCAACUCCUCUGAAUAUCUUUGAUCGCUAUACAAUGCAUGGUAGGACCUGGUCAGCGGAGUUGGCUCAAGCAGAUGGAGAUCUUAGACCAGGCUGCUGCUCAAUGGAAGAUAUGCCGUAUCUCUGUGCUGUGGUUAUACACAGGUGUGAUUUCAGACAACUCUUGAAUGAGACUUUUGAUUACCUAAGAUAUCUUAUCUGCUCUUUUGUGGUUGUGCAAGUUGCCUCUCCCUCCCUUUCAGAGCUCUGACUCUCAAAUUCCCAUAAGAGAUGGAGCUCAGCUGAUGGAAAGCCAAAUUAUUUUGUAUCGCAAAGAGGCGUAUUGUGUUUUCAGGCCUUAAGUUUUUUAAAUAAUUAUACUCAACUGCCUUCUUUCUUAGGUACAAGGACACAUAACCCUGAUUGGCCAGAGGAGAUGUUGGAGGACGUGACAAUAUGGUGCCAGUUGAAGAUCUACCAAUGAAAAAAGAGAACUGGAGCUCUCGUGUUGAAGAUAUACUGUCCUCAUCCCAGAAGAACUUGAAGGAAGAACUAGGAGACAUUUUGACAGUGUUCUAGUGCUGGUCCGUCACUUCCUUGCAUAUAGGAGUUGUAGAAGCACCUCCCUGUAUGAUCUCAGACAGACGGGUAUCUCAAAGGGCUAUAUUUAAGAGCGCUAGACCCAGGCCAGCCACGACUCGCAGCAAGCGGCACCAAGCCAACACACACACACACACACACAAACACAAAUG
Molecule: messenger RNA, 19524 nt
Organism: Coregonus sp. 'balchen'
Lineage: Eukaryota; Metazoa; Chordata; Actinopteri; Salmoniformes; Salmonidae
Source: the annotation of a GenBank genome assembly